UACAACAACCGGAAGCGUGUAAACCCCGAAACACGUUGUAUUCCUUUUUCUGUCCCACUCCAUUGGCGUCGCACGCGUUUUGUGAUCGUCGUAACUCAGAUCAUUGCUAAGAUGUCCGGAGGACUAGAUGUACUCGCCCUCGGCGAAGAAGAUAUCACUAAGUUUUUGGCCUGUAACACCCACCUUGGUGCCACCAAUGUGGACUAUCAGAUGGAACAAUAUGUCUUUAAGAGGAAGCCUGAUGGUGUUUACAUUCUGAACCUGAGAAAGACGUGGGAGAAGCUGUUGUUGGCUGCCCGUGCUAUUGCUGCCAUCGAGAACCCAGCAGAUGUUUGUGUCAUUUCUGCCAGGCCUUAUGGUCAACGUGCUGUCCUGAAGUUCGCUAGUGCCACCGGUGCAACACCAAUUGCUGGCCGAUUCACACCAGGAACUUUCACUAACCAGAUCCAGGCUGCCUUUCGUGAACCCCGCCUGUUGGUCGUAACUGACCCCCGUACUGACCAUCAGCCAGUCACUGAGGCUUCCUACGUCAACAUCCCCGUCAUUGCCUUGUGCAACACUGACUCACCAUUGAGAUUUGUUGACAUUGGUAUUCCCUGCAACAACAAGGGUCAACAUUCCGUGGGUCUGAUGUGGUGGCUCCUGGCUCGGGAAGUCUUGCGUCUGCGUGGAACAAUCAGCCGUGACCACCCCUGGGAGGUGAUGGUUGAUCUGUACUUCUACAGAGAUCCAGAGGAGGCGGAGAAGGAGGAACAAGGAGCCAUUGAGAAAGCACCUGUCAAAGAUGAGAGCCAAGACCAGUGGGCCCCAUCUGACAUACCUGUGCAGCCUCCUCCACCCGCCCAGGAGGUCACUGACUGGGCUUCUGAAGCUAUGCCCGUAGCUCCAGCUCCAGCGCCCUUCAUGCCUGGAGGCACCGCCAAGGACUGGUCGGCUACCACAGAUGAUUGGUCGGCAGCUGCUGCUGGCCCCGCCCCGACUCCUGCUGCUGCCCCAGAAUGGGGUGGUACUGCUGCUGAGAACUGGAAUUAGAAUGUGGAACCAAAAGACAUUCAGUAUCAUUAAAGACAUGUUCCAUUUGAUGAAUUAAAAUUUAGAAAGACC
Messenger RNA from Ostrea edulis (European flat oyster), 1104 nucleotides. Its product is annotated as 40S ribosomal protein SA-like. The record is from RefSeq and is a predicted model, not a curated record. Gene Ontology annotation, molecular function: structural constituent of ribosome. Lineage: Eukaryota; Metazoa; Mollusca; Bivalvia; Ostreida; Ostreidae. The transcript has 6 exons. Gene Ontology annotation, cellular component: cytosolic small ribosomal subunit; ribosome; 90S preribosome. Gene Ontology annotation, biological process: ribosomal small subunit assembly; cytoplasmic translation. Bases 112 to 1032 code for a protein of 306 amino acids.